Molecule: messenger RNA, 2915 nt
Organism: Lotus japonicus
Lineage: Eukaryota; Viridiplantae; Streptophyta; Magnoliopsida; Fabales; Fabaceae
Product: subtilisin-like protease SBT1.3
Exons: 1
Coding region: 410-2767 (785 amino acids)
Biological process (GO): proteolysis
Molecular function (GO): serine-type endopeptidase activity
Source: RefSeq, a predicted model, not a curated record
AUACCAACAUUUACUUCAAGCACCAACUACCAGAAACCCCUUUUAAUUCACCAUUCAAUGAGGAAUUCACAAAACAGCCGCUCUCCUUUAUUACCUGCGCGUUGGUGGCAGCAGAGUAAAGUAAGGAUCACCCUCUCUCUCUUCUCUUAAAUAUCACAAUUCAAUAACCCGACCGAGCGUGAUGUGUUGAUUGUUCAUCUCAUCUCUUAACAAAUAAGUCGAUGGCUCGAUACUAAUUCAUGUGAAGGCAAUGUAGCAUAUUUUGAAGAUUAGUCACUAUUUUCGGCGGUAGAUAUCUUGUCUCAACAAAAUAAAAAAACAGCCCCUAUUAAAUUCUCUUCACCCACCUCUUCAUUUUGAGAACCCAAUUCUUCAAAAACCUUACCUUUCUUCUUCCUAGCAUGUGAGCAUGACUCUGAGUUCAUUCACUCCAAUGGAAAAGAUGAGUUGCAUUCUAGCAAUGUAUCUCCUCUUCUUGAGUAUAACCUUAUCAGCAAAUGCUCAAUUUCUCAAGAAGACUUACAUCAUUCAAAUGGACAACUCAGCAAUGCCAGCAGGUACCUUCUCUACUCACCUUGAAUGGUAUUCAUCAAAAGUGAAAUCAGUGCUGUCCAAAUCACUAGAAUCUGAGACAAUUUCCAGUGAAGAAGAAGAAGAGAGAAUCAUUUACAGUUACCACACUGCUUUCCAUGGUGUGGCUGCAAAACUGACCCCAGAAGAAGCUCAGAAGCUAGAGUCACAAGAAGGUGUUGUGGCCAUUUUCCCAGAGACAAGGUACCAGCUACACACCACAAGAAGCCCAACUUUCCUUGGGCUUGAAAAAAUGCAAAGCACUGAAAUCUGGUCAGAAAAGCUUUCCAACCAUGAUGUUGUGGUGGGAGUGUUGGACACUGGGAUCUGGCCAGAGAGUCAGAGCUUCAAUGACACAGGUUUCAAACCAGUACCUUCUCACUGGAAAGGUGCAUGUGAGACAGGAAGAGGAUUCAGAAAACACCACUGCAAUAACAAGAUUGUAGGGGCAAGAAUCUUCUACCAUGGAUAUGAAGCAGCAUCAGGUAGAAUUGAUGAGAAAUCAGAAUACAAAUCACCAAGGGACCAAGAUGGGCAUGGAACUCACACUGCAGCAACAGUUGCUGGAUCCCCAGUGCAUGGUGCUAAUCUUCUUGGCUAUGCCCAUGGCACAGCAAGAGGAAUGGCACCAGGUGCAAGAAUUGCAGCUUACAAAGUUUGCUGGAGUGGUGGAUGCUUCAGCUCAGAUAUUCUCUCAGCUGUUGAUAGAGCAGUUGCUGAUGGUGUCAAUGUUCUUUCCAUCUCCUUAGGUGGUGGAGUUUCAUCUUACUACCAUGAUAGUUUAUCUGUAGGAGCAUUUGGAGCAAUGGAAAAAGGUGUUUUUGUUUCAUGUUCUGCUGGGAAUGCAGGGCCUGACCCUGUUAGUCUUACAAAUGUGUCACCUUGGAUCACCACAGUUGGAGCCAGCACAAUGGAUAGGGAUUUCCCAGCAGAAAUUCACCUGGGAAAUGGAAGAAAGUUCACUGGAACUUCACUCUACAAAGGAAGAACCAUGCUCUCAGUUAAGAAACAAUACCCUUUGGUCUACAUGGGGAGUAAUUCAAGCAGCCCUGACCCAAAUUCUUUGUGCUUGGAAGGUACUUUGGAUCGUCACAAAGUUGCAGGAAAAAUUGUGAUAUGUGACAGAGGAAUUAGCCCAAGGGUGCAAAAGGGUCAGGUGGUGAGAAAUGCAGGUGGUGUGGGAAUGAUUCUCACAAACACUGCAGUCAAUGGAGAAGAGCUUGUUGCUGAUUGUCACCUCCUUCCAGCAGUUGCAAUUGGAGAGAAAGAAGGUAAAGACCUCAAAAGCUAUGUGUUGAGGACUAGAAAAGCCACUGCAACUUUAUCAUUUCUUGAAACAAGAUUGGGAAUUAGACCAUCACCUGUUGUGGCAGCAUUUUCAUCAAGAGGGCCUAAUUUCCUUUCUCUUGAGAUUCUCAAACCUGAUAUGGUUGCUCCUGGUGUGAACAUUCUUGCUGCUUGGAGUGGUGCCAUAGGUCCUUCAAGUCUUCCAACAGAUCAUAGGAGGGUGAAGUUCAACAUCCUCUCAGGAACUUCAAUGUCAUGUCCUCAUGUUAGCGGCGUCGCUGCUUGGCUUAAAGCGAAGCAUCCGAAUUGGAGUCCUGCUGCUAUCAAAUCCGCGUUGAUGACAACAGCUUAUGUUCAUGACAACACCAUCAACCCUCUGAGGGAUGCAUCUAGUCCUGAACCUUCAACUCCUUAUGAUCAUGGUGCUGGACACAUUAAUCCAAAAAAAGCUCUUGAUCCAGGUUUUGUCUAUGAUAUUGCACCUCAGGAGUAUUUUGAUUUUCUCUGCAUACAGAAGCUAACUCCUUCACAAGUUCAAGUUUUUGCCAAACAUUCAAACAGAACUUGCAAGCACACUCUUGCAAGUGCAGGGGACUUGAACUACCCAGCUAUUUCAGUUGUGUUUCCUCAGAAAGCUUCCAUUUCAGUUUUGACUGUUCACAGAACCGCCACCAAUGUUGGACCUGCAGUAUCCAAAUACCAUGUCAAUGUUUCUCCAUUUAAAGGUGCUUCUGUCAAAGUUGAGCCAGACACAUUGAACUUCACUAGGAAAUAUCAGAAACUGGCUUACAAGGUUACCUUCACAGUGAAAACUCGGCAAAUAGAACCAGAAUUUGGAGGCCUGGUUUGGAAGGAUGGUGUGCACAAAGUGAGAAGCCCCAUUGUAAUAACAUAUCUGCCACCAAUGUGAACUUCAUCACUAGGAUUUCUACUUACUAGUUCAGCAGUUUUUACCUUUUUGCAAUAAGCAAAUUUUCUGUACUAUGUAGUGUGAAGUGAUGCAUUUUUAUAACAGGAAAUGCUUGAUUCUCAAAUAUUGUAGUUCUUGUUAUGCUUCA